GACUGUACAUCGGCACAGUCGUCCGGUAACGAUAUCACGUGGAACAAUUGCGCGGGAGUUCCGACACUUGGGCCGUCGUAGUUAUAUUAUACUAUUAUUUGUAUACCUGUUUAUGUUAUAGUCUCCGGUCGUCUAUAUAGUAGUGUACAAGCGGUUUUUAUUUUUCGUAUUUUACUCUGCGUCGUCCGUCGAUACGAGUGAAACACCUAUAAAGUAUUACAUAAUAUAUUAGAAUUCAAUUCUGUUUUUAAAUUUUUUUCGCUACACGAUAUACUUGGCAUACGUAAACACGUCGGAUCGCUUUUGAUUCGAUUUUACAUCAGAUUAAUACGAGACAAUAUUACUGACUGCAUCGGGCACUUGGAUCGCUCCGACAUACACACCGCGCACGAGCGAAACCGGAUAACGGAAACGACCGUCGGAUGUCUGUGGAACGGUCGUAAAGCAACGCCGGUGGUUUUGUCGUGAUGAGCGUGCGGGCGCUAUUGCGCGCGAUACUUUUGGCCGUCUUGGUCGCCGCGACAUGUCAAGCCGACGAAACAACGAGCGAUUAUUCCGCCGCUGAAUCUACAGACCGACCGGAGUCGACUGAAGACGAGCAGGAAACGAAUAAAUCAGCAACACCUAACCAAGGAUUAAAACCAACAAAAUACCAUUAUUAUCCACACAACCAACACAUAUAUCUUCUACCCGAGUGUGCAGUUCAACAGGUGUGCAAUGCUGUAUAUGUGAGACUCAACUACACGCAGCCACUAUGCGCCUGUCCGUCCAGGUACAAAGAGCCGUGCUCGGCAUCCUUGAAUGCUGAUGACCUACACACUACGGAACUGUCUACGGACCCAACCGGCAAAAUCCUCACGCUGGUCAAGACGUGCGAACCAGUGGCUGAAAUGAGGACGUGCCGUUCGCCGAGGGACUGGUCGCUGUUGGCCCUGCAAAACGUCCGCACCGGCAAGUCGCAUUACCUGGUCAUCUGCAGGUGUCCGCACACCAAUCUGCUGGAGGGCCCGAUGAGUCACGACCAGCCGACGUACGCCAGCGUCCCCGGAAUCAGAGUGUACGGCAUGAUGUGCGUGACCAAGAACGGUGGAGGAGCCGGUCACCAGACCACUUUGGCGCCACCGCUCCAUUCCAGUCCAGCGCCGAUAACCAAGCGGCGGGCAAGGCCCCUGAGGACCCCCCGAUCGUUGGAAGCCUACUACAGGAGGUCUUCGGAAAGCCAAUCGUCGCCACCAUUUCCUUGGCGCAGAGCCAUGCAGUUUAUCAAAUCCGUGCAAGCAGAAGAGUCGCUGAAAAGUAAACAGUCUUAGACCAUUCGUCAUAAAUACUGAAAACGGUUGAAUAAAAUUAAAAUUCGAUUAGCAAAUACAUUAUAUUUAUUAUUAAACAAUACUAAAAUAAUAAAAUGUAAUGAAGCCGCUCAACAUUUUUCUUUUAC
This is a messenger RNA of Myzus persicae (green peach aphid), 1438 nucleotides long. RefSeq lists its product as uncharacterized. Bases 468 to 1310 code for a protein of 280 amino acids. NCBI's taxonomy places the organism in Eukaryota, Metazoa, Arthropoda, Insecta, Hemiptera, Aphididae. The transcript has 7 exons. The record is from RefSeq and is a predicted model, not a curated record.